AUGAUAAAUUUUUCUAUAUUCUAUUUUUUUAUGAUCUUAUGCAUUUUAAAAUAUAAUUAUGCUUUAAAAAAUAAGAAAAUCAGAUUUUUCUUUUUGAAUAAAUCUGUUAAAAACAAGCUCAUAAUUAGAAAAUAUAAAUUGAGGAAGUAUUUAAAUAAAAUAAAUGAUGUAACAAAUAUCAAUGUAGGAGAGUUAAAAAUAGGGAAAAUAUAUGAUAUUAUAAAUAAUGAUAUAUAUGUUCGGUUAAAAAAUAAUAAUCAAAAUGUUAUUAUAAAAAGAGAAAAUAAUUACUUGCUAGAAGAUGAACUUUUAUAUGAAUAUUUAUAUAAUUCUAAUUUAAUAGAUAAUACAUUAUAUAAUAAAUUGAUGAAAAAAAUUGUAAAAAAUGGGAUGAAUAAAAGUGAAAUAAAUGAAUGUGUAGUUUUAAUUAAAGAAAUAAAUGAGAAAAGCGAAAUAAUUGGUGAAUUAUAUACAAAUGAAAUAAGUAAAAGAAAAGAAAAAAUUUAUGAAAAAUUGAAUGAGCUAAAAAAUUCAGAAAAAAAGAUUUUCAUAAAAAUUCUAAAAAGUGUAAGAAAUAAAUAUUUUAUAGUUCUUAUUCAUGAUUGUAUAAAAGGAUUUUUAUUACAUGAUAAAGAAGAAGAUAUGAUGGAUUUAUCAUUUAAUCCAAAGUUAAGCGCAUAUAUAAUUGAUGUAAAUAAAAAGUUAGAAUAUGUUUUUUUGUCAAUGAAAAAAUUCCCCGAAAACAUUUUAAAUGAAAAGUUACUAAGCUUACAGCAUACUAUUUUAAUAGAAAAUUUAUUUGAAAACAAUUAUUUUAAAGCAGAAAUUUCUGAUUUUUGUAAUAAUGGAAAUAAUAUAAUAGUUAAUAUAUUUGAGAAUAAAAUAAAUUCAAUAAAAGUAAAAAUUAAAUCACAUAAUAUAAUUAACACAAAAAAUAUUCUGAGGAAUUUUGAUUAUAUGAAAAAUAAAGUAAUAGAUUAUCAGUUUAAUAAAUAUAAUGCUAAUACAAAUGAUUCAUGUGAUGAUAAAAAUUAUAAGAAAAAUAUGCAGAAAGAGGAUUUUGAUGAAAACGAUAUAAAAAAAAAAAAUAAAGGAAUUUCAAAAAAGGAUUAUUAUGAAAAAUAUAAAAAAUUUGUAGAAAAUUUCUAUGGAUGUAAAGAACCAGAUGCACUAAAAUAUAUUGAUGUGGACAAUUACAUUUAUAAAAAAGAAAGGUUGAUUUAUGUUAGAAUCAUUAAUAAAACAUCAGAUAAAAAUAUGUAUGAAGGGAGUAUGAAAAAUUCAGAUAUAAUGAAUGAAUACAUAUAUGAUAUUAUAAAAAAGAUGGCAUGUGAAGAAAACAAAGUGUCAAAUUAUGAUGAAAAAUUAAGAUAUCCUUCUAAAGUACUAGGAUUUUUUAAUAGAUUUGUUAUACUUUCUACUAGAGUUCUGAGUAUUGAUAGUAAUGAUGAAAAAAAUAAUAAUAGUAACAACGAUGAAAAUAAUAGAACUUGUAAUAAUAAUAAUAAUAUAAAAGAUGUAGUAACACUCAUAGAAAAGCGUUAUAUAGAUUAUGAGAAUUUAAAGGAAGGAGAUAUAUUUUUUUGUAGAUUUGAAAAUGUGAGAAGACAAAGUAUUCGCAAUGCAUUUAAUCUAUCAAAUAGUACUAUAAAUAAGAUAUAUAAUACAUAUUUUAGAAAGGAAAAACAUACAAAUAAUUUAAAAAAAAAAAAUAUAGAGGAAAGUAUAUAUGAUAAAAAGUAUAAUUUAAAAAAUAGCAAAAUAAAUGAAAAUAUAGAAGAUAAUCAUGGAAUCACAAAAAAAACAAAAACAUUAGAUCAAUUAAAAUUUGAAGAUAUAUUUUUUGAAAAACGUAACAUUUAUAUUAUGAGAGCAGAAUUACAUAAGGAUACAGAAUAUCGGUUAAACAAAAAUAAUAUAGAUAAAAAUUUUACGUUAUUAAAGAAUAUAUGUGAUACUUAUUACUCUGGUUUUAACAAAUCAUAUAAUCACUAUUCAAGUAUACGUGAAGAAUUUAUAUUAAGAUAUUUAGGAACGGAAAAUUACAAAUUGUAUAGAAAAAUAGUUACCGAGUAUUUUUCAUCUAAUAAACAUUCAUAUAAAGAGUUUCUACAAGUACCUUGUGAAGAAUUAGCAUCAACUAUUUUUGAUUUUCUUUUCGAAAACCCAAAUGAAUUAACUGUAGAAAUGGUGAAAAAUUAUAACAAAGACAUAUGGGAAAGAGUAAAGAAACUUAAUAUUUUUGAAUUAAAUUAUUUAUUAAAAGACUUAAUUAAGUUGAAAAAUAAAUUACAUGUUUAUCCUUAUACUUAUGAAACCAAAACUGGAAGAAUGAAUUUAGUGUUAAAUAAUCAAAAACCAAUAAAAAAAGAGCAUAUACUAAAUUUAGACAUAGAUAAUGCUGUAAAAGAAGAAUUAUUAAAAAUAUAUAAAAAUUUUGUUUAUCCUAUUGAUUAUAUAAGGGAAUUACUUUUAAUAAAAAGAAAUUUUUCAAGCAAAGAAAAUAAAAAAAUGCCAAUUAUCCAUAUUUUAGCGGAUGAAACUAUAAACAUUUACGAAAAUUCUGCGAAGGAUGUUGAACCUUUUGAUGAAGAACAAAUAAGAGCUUUAAAAUUAUCUAUUUUAAAAAAAAAAAAAAAAUCUACGAUAGAUACAUUGAAUGAUAAUGAUAACGAAAAUUUAAAUUCGGUUUUAUUUGAUUCAGAAAAUAGUCAAAUUAGAAAAAUUCUUUAUUUGAUAAAAGAAGACUUAGAAAAGCAGAAAAAGAGAAAUAAGUUAGAUGAAGUUGAUAAAGAAUACGAAAAAGAACAAAAAAAUUAUAUCGAUGCAACUGAAAUUCAUAAAAAUAUACCUGAAUUAGAAGAAAUGAAUAAAUUAACUGAAGAUAUAUUUUAUAUGAAAAUCCCCUUUGUUGAAUAA
Plasmodium relictum is the source of this 2919-nucleotide messenger RNA. RefSeq names its product conserved Plasmodium protein, unknown function. The transcript has 2 exons. NCBI's taxonomy places the organism in Eukaryota, Apicomplexa, Aconoidasida, Haemosporida, Plasmodiidae. The record is from RefSeq and is a predicted model, not a curated record. The coding region runs from base 1 to 2919 and encodes 972 amino acids.